UUCGUACUUGCCAUUGGAUGCGUUCAAUGCGCAAACCAUAUGUAUGAAAUGUGUAUGUCAGACGUGUAUCAUAUUCCUCAUGCGUUUUCUUUAUUGUGUUUUUGUCAAAUGAAACAAUUGCCAUUCAUUACGAAAUUGCGCGAAAAAGAAUGUUAUUUUGUGUAGAAUAAAUUUGUUUUAUUAAAAUUGAACUCGAAAUUUAUGUGGACAAAUCGUUUUCAAGUGGACAAAAAAAGCAGCAUCAAAUCAAAAAACGCAACAUUAUUGUAAUGGCUAGGACUAGAAACAAGAAGCGUAAACAGAAAAAAUCCAAGAUCAAUCAAAGUAGUCAAUUGAAUGACAGUCGACCCAAACAGAUAAACAAUUUGAGCCAAAACGUAUUGUCCAAAUCGGCACAGAAAAGAGCAAAGAAGAAAUGGACUGAGUUGUGGGCUAAGAAUUUACUCAAAGGACCCACCAGCUCGCAAGAUUCGUUAAUUGUUAUAUCACCCGAAAAAACAAAAUUCCUGAGUAAUACCCAAUCAACAGACUAUUCAGAUUCGGAUUCCGAUUGCGAAAUCAUUGAACAAGAAACGCCAAUCAUUGAGAUUGACGCGGACGAUGCAACUGAGCCAAAUACACAAAACGAAACAAGUGAAACGAUAGACAGUGCAUUGGCUAAUGCGACUUGUGCUAGUGAUCCAAGUGACGAAACCACUACCGAACCAAAUACACAGCACACCGCUUCAGUUGUUUCGUGUGCAUCCACUGAAGGUGAACCAACCGUUGCAAGUAGCGAAGUGAACAGUGAACCAAAAACCAAAUCACCGGAGCCAACCGAACUGUUUUUCGUAGACAAAAAUCCGGCCACAAGUUUUGAGGCUCCUAUUUACGAAAUUAUUUCCGGUCCAAGUACAAAUAACGCUCCAAAUAUGGCUCAGAAUUUUCGCAUCACAAUUCAGAAUAAGGAAAACAACGCCAAUUUGGAAAAUUCGUUUGCACCAGAUCCAUUGCUGUCGUCAACUCGCCUGAAUUUAUCAUUUGAUGAGGUGGAAGAAAUUACGGGCAGUUCGUCGAACAACAGUUCGACACCAAAACAACCGACCAAUUUUCACAUUUCAAUCAAUUCAACGUGCGAAAAUGGUCCUGGGCGCUGUGUUAGCGUAGGUAAAGCGUCACCAGUUGCAACUACAACAAAGUGGCAACAGGCAAAUGCCAACCGAAAUAGUGGCACCAGUAGCUAUGGUAUAACAUUACCAGUAAAUGGUAAUAGCAAUGGUGGCCACAACAACAACAACAACAACAAAAACAAGAACAACAACAACAGCGGCAGCAGUAGCAACAGCAGCAACAACAACAAUAACAACAAGUCGAACAAGCGAAAGGCCUCGACCGAAAUUCGAGAGGAACCACCAUCAAAGAAGAGCCACAGCGAAUCGUCUGAUGUUAUUAUUGUGAAUGACACCAUUGCCGAUGAAGAUGAUUCGGUCGUUUUUGUGUCUGAAACUCUCGACCAUCAAAAUCGAAACCGAGUCGCUUUAGCUCGUCGCUUUGCAGCCAGUCUAGCGGCCGAUUACAUAUCAUUGGAUCGAGAAUUAUUGGGUAAUGUUUCGGGCAACCAAACCAAGAAUUCGCCAAAAUCCACACGUGCCAAGAGGAAGCAGGAGCGUAAGAAGGCGGAAAAAGAACGGGCUGCUCAAACUAAACUCAAGGGAAUAACAAAACAGGUGAAAAAUAACCAAAACAACGGCAAAAUGAGCCGUUUUGGUGUGAAAAAUCCGAUGUUACCUAUCGAUAGACCUGCAACGUUGGCAGGUCCGUCGACAGCAAGAGCAACGGCAACGGUGACAUCGAACAAAGCCACGAAGAAAAAUGUUGCUAUGGAAUAUGAGAAGGAAAAGAAGCUGUUCGCAGAAAAGCCAGAAUUGUUUGAAAAACGGAUGAUUGUCAUCGAUGGUAGCAAUGUUGCUUAUUCACAUGGUCUCAAGGAUAAAUCGUAUUCCGUAAAGGGAAUAGAAUUAUGUAUCAAAUAUUUUGAAGACCGUGGUUUCGAAGUUCGAGCUGUUGUUCCACAAAUGAGGUGGAAACGCAACAUGUCAACUGAUCCCGACACAUUGGAGCGUUUGAGGAACGCUGGAAAGGUCGUGGACACUCCAUGCAAGAAUUUACCAGGUCAACGAUCCAGCAGCUAUGAUGAUCGUUUCAUCUUGGAAAUUGCGGAACACAAGAAUGCGGCCAUCAUUUCGAAUGACAAUUAUACUGAUUUGCUUAACCAAAGCGUUGUAUGGGACGAGAUUAUCAAGGAACGUGUCGUUGGUUUCACAUUUUGCGAUGAUCUGAUCAUGAUUCCACAGGAUCCGUACGGGAAAAAUGGUCGAACAUUGCAGUUAAUACUGCACAAAUUGAAAGAUGAUGCACAAAUCGAGUAGAUCAACUGAUCGGCGAAAAAAAAAUACAUUUAAAAUCUCUAUUUUGAUAUCAAGUCAAAUUUAGAAUCUAAUCGUAGGAAAUACGAAUAUUGAUAGUUAAAUAUAUAUAUAUUUAUAAUCAAAGUGAACAGAACGUCUGAAAGAACGUUACAAUGUAGGAAAAAGAAAUAAACACGGAAUAAAUAUUAUAUUUUCAACAAUCGUA
This is a messenger RNA of Sitodiplosis mosellana (orange wheat blossom midge), 2613 nucleotides long. RefSeq names its product probable serine/threonine-protein kinase DDB_G0278845. Lineage: Eukaryota; Metazoa; Arthropoda; Insecta; Diptera; Cecidomyiidae. The record is from RefSeq and is a predicted model, not a curated record. Gene Ontology annotation, cellular component: cytoplasmic ribonucleoprotein granule; nucleus. Bases 270 to 2408 code for a protein of 712 amino acids. Gene Ontology annotation, molecular function: mRNA binding; RNA endonuclease activity. The transcript is spliced from 7 exons.